CAUUAGUGAGGCCUCACACCCCGCGCUGCAAGUUCGGGGCUGGAGGCGUCCCGGCUCCCUCCCUCCUGGAGGCGGGCCCGGCCCCGCCCCCGCGCUCGGGGUCGCUCCCAGCGGCCCCGCCCACCUCCUACUCCUGGCCUCCCCCGGCGCAGCUCACUCCCCGCCGCCCGCAGCCUGACACGCCGCGCGGCCCCCCAGUCUUCUGUGGCCGCCUCCCCCAGGCAUGGCACAGGGCCUCUUCUCACUAUGGCAGCAGCAAGGCACAGCACCCUGGACUUCAUGCUCGGCGCCAAAGCUGAUGGUGAGACCAUUUUAAAAGGCCUCCAGUCCAUUUUCCAGGAGCAGGGGAUGGCAGAAUCGGUGCACACCUGGCAGGAUCAUGGCUAUUUAGCAACCUACACAAACAAAAAUGGCAGCUUUGCCAAUUUGAGAAUUUAUCCACAUGGAUUGGUGUUGCUGGACCUUCAGAGUUACGACAGUGAUGCACAGGGCAAAGAAGAAAUUGACAGUCUUUUGAACAAAGUAGAAGAAAGAAUGAAAGAAUUGAGUCAGGACAGUACUGGGCGAGUGAAGCGAUUACCUCCCAUAGUUCGAGGAGGGGCCAUUGACAGAUAUUGGCCUACUGCUGAUGGACGCCUGGUUGAGUACGACAUAGAUGAAGUAGUAUAUGAUGAAGAUUCUCCUUAUCAGAACAUUAAAAUUCUACACUCGAAGCAGUUUGGAAAUAUUCUUAUCCUCACUGGCAAAGAUGUGCUGAUUCUAGGAGGCGGAGAUGGGGGUAUAUUAUGUGAAAUAGUCAAACUGAAACCAAAGAUGGUCACUAUGGUAGAGAUUGACCAAAUGGUGAUUGAUGGAUGUAAGAAAUAUAUGCGAAAAACAUGUGGUGACGUCUUAGACAAUCUUAAAGGAGACUGCUAUCAGGUUCUAAUAGAAGACUGUAUUCCAGUACUGAAGAGGUACGCCAAAGAAGGGAGAGAGUUUGAUUAUGUGAUUAAUGAUUUGACAGCUGUUCCAAUCUCCACAUCUCCAGAAGAAGAUUCCACAUGGGAGUUUCUCAGAUUGAUUCUUGACCUCUCAAUGAAAGUAUUGAAACAGGAUGGGAAAUAUUUUACACAGGGGAACUGUGUUAAUUUGACUGAAGCCUUGUCACUCUAUGAAGAACAGCUCGGGCGCCUCUAUUGUCCUGUGGAAUUCUCAAAGGAGAUCGUCUGUGUCCCUUCAUACUUGGAAUUGUGGGUAUUUUACACUGUUUGGAAGAAAGCUAAACCUUGAAGAUGAAUAUCCCCUAAUCAUGUGUGCUGCAAACAGCUUUCCUGACCUCUGAAUGCUGUACAUGACAUUAAAAAGAGUCGGGCAAUUGAUUGUGAACUCCUUAAAGUUUCUCUUCUUUUAAUUAUUAUUUUUAAUUUAAAAAAGCAAAUGGAAAAUGUAUAUUUUGAUGAGCUAGGGUGUUAUUUUUGGAAAGUCAGCUGAAGGGCAAUUAGAUAGUACAGCAAAGACUGCGAAGUGCACUGACCCUAGAAUGUGAUUUUUGUUACUUUUUAGUUCUGUGUGGGUUUUUUUGUUUUUCUUUUUGUUUUAGUUUUGGUAGACCUAAAUUUGGAUGUUUGGAGGAAUGAACAUCAUUUUUUUUGUUCUGGAGGGAAGUUCUUGGUUUGAUUUCUUUCCCCCAAAAUGGAUUUAAAUAUCAAAAUUUGGUGCUUAUAAGAAAGUUAAAAAAUGAAUAGCAAUGCUUCAAUUAAAAUAACAAAGGAGACAUUUCAUGUGUUUUGUUGUUUUGUUUUGUUUUGUUUUGUUUUCCAGCCCAGUCCCCUCUUCCUCCUUCUGGCUUAGAACAAAGGUAUUUCCUAGAUUGUUUUUACUUCUGUAUAGCACUUGGUACUAUUUAUCUCUUUAUAAUGGGAUAGCCUUGGGGCCUUUCUUGAACAGUAAUAAUGACUUCAUUUAGCACUGUGGUAAAUGAUACACAGCCCAUUACAUUCACCACUUCCUUCUUAUAAAGUUGACCUGAGGAUAGCAAGAAAUUUUGCUUGACUGUAAAGUUGAAAGUCAAAAGCCUAUUUCUAUCCCCACUCUUACUGGUAUAUUAAGUAUAGAAAUGAGAUCAUUUAGGAUAGCUGCUAUGAAACUUUGAGAAGAUUCUUGGAUGCAUAGCUACAUGAUAGAGUUUAUGGAGAGGCUUGUGGCAAAAAGAAUGACUUAAAAACUACUAAGAAAGGGCACAUAACUUAGAGCUUGCUUUUGUAUUCUGGGUAACAGUCCAAUAUCAAAGGGGAAUUUAUAGUGACUUGGAUUAUUAGACAGUACUUGGUAAUCCUGUUGUUUUAUAAAGAUUUAUACUAAUCAGUGGAAUCAUUUCAUUUACAGUGAAUUUAUACUAAGCAAAACAUUAAAAAUGAAAUAUCCAGUUGAGAUAUAAUUAGUGACACCAUAGAACAUUCUCCCCAAGGUAUGAUUAAAUGGUGUAGUAUAUUAAAAAUGUUCUUUUUUAUUGGAUUGGUGAGGAACAAUAAGGUAGAAUAAAAGGAGUUAGAGAGUCACAUUGAAACUUGAUAAGCUGAACACAUAGUUUUCUUGUACACAUAUAGGUUAAAAAUGGAACUGGUCUUCCUGUGCCUUUAAAUUCUUCUAUAGUGCUAUGCAAAGGCUGUGUAUGUUGGGUAGGAUUUUAAAAUGAUGCUGCUGCUACUGUUAGAACACUGUUUGAGGUCAAUAGAAUGGAGGUGUUUUUUCUUUCCAUUUUAGAAAAGAAACCAAAUGUAUCUGCUGUUUGAUAUGAUAUGAUUAGAGUGUGCAUUACCUUGUACCUGAGGACUAACUUGAUUCCAAGGCACCAGAUCCACUAAUAAGUCUGGUGAUACAGGUCCUGUUAAGAACUGAGACAGGUAGAAAUUAAGUGGGUCAGGUUGUGCCAGAUCACGGGAAGAUGCAUUUGGGAGAAAAUAAGGGAAGUGAUAUGAGGGGUAAGAAAGAAAUGGAAAGAUAGAUAUUUUUAUCUUUGGUGAUAAUAUUGAAUUCUGAUCCAACCCAUUUCUUUGUGUUGGAGAAAGGAUGAUGUCUGAUUAUUUUGAACGUCUUUGUUGUUAUUUUAAAACAAAAGCAUGCAAACUGAAUAAUGACAACUAAAUUCACCUUGGCUUUUGCUGCCUUUUAUGGAAAUGUUAAAUGAUCUAGCACUGUUAUCUUAUUUUAAUGGCUGCAGUGUUAUAUAGUGUUAAGGUGUCCUUUAGAAUAUACUGUUGUAUCCUGUAGCUGCUUUUUUAAUGAAAGACAAGACUAACAUGGCUAUAGUUUAAAUUCUAUUCAACACAUCACCAGAUAUCAAGUAUUGAUUUAUUUAAAAAAUGAAAUGCUGCUUUCUCUUGGAAAUGUGAUUGAAUAUUUAUAAAACUUGAUUAAUGAUCAUCCAAUUGGGCUGGUAGAAGGCUGGUUUGAAGGUGUUUUUAAUGGGCUGAAGCACUGUUGAUGUCAAAAUAAAAUGUUCUGUUCCUUUCUGUGCAGUUUGAGUAAAUCACGUCCUUGCUUGCAUUAUCUGUUGCUGACACAAGAGUUUGCAUUUCUCUCUACCAUCUGUCAAUAAAUUAAUCAGUUGCA
Messenger RNA from Ictidomys tridecemlineatus (thirteen-lined ground squirrel), 3594 nucleotides. The record is from RefSeq and is a predicted model, not a curated record. Lineage: Eukaryota; Metazoa; Chordata; Mammalia; Rodentia; Sciuridae.